AUGGAAAAUUCAAAAUUUAAAUGUAAUACACGAGAAAAUCGAUCAAAACGUAAAAUAAAUCAUUUACAUAAAAAAUCAACUAUUACCGAUUGUCUAUCACCAUCAAAGUUGACAGAUGAUGAGACUUCAAAAUCAACAAUAAUUACAAUUAGUUCAAUAAAUAAACCAAAUGAAGUUUGUCUAGUUGAAGGCAUUCGAAGUCUUCUAUCACGUGAAGUUUACAAUAUUCAUGAACAUGUUGCACAAACAUCACAAUCCGUAGGAAAUAUACCACAUGGAACAGAACUUAAAUUUUCUGAUCAAGAAUUUCCACCAACACCAGAGAGUAUAGCAAGAGGAGAUGAAGGAACAACAUUUUUAGGUAUGACAAUAGUUCUACUUUAUUGUAAUAUUGUUAUGUUUUUUAUCUCGUAUGAUAGGCUUCGUCCUGAACGUAUUCGAUGGUCAGUUGAAGAUAAAACUCAUCCAUUAGCCGUAUUCAAUCAACCUCAUCCUAAAGAUAUUAUUCAAGGAAGAUUAGGAAAUUGUUGGUUAAUAGCCGCACUUUCUCUUAUUGCCGAAGUUCCUCAGAUAUUGUACAAAGUAAUGAUAACAAAACAAUAUAAUUCUCAGGGAAUGUAUCGUGUUCGAUUGUGUAAUCAGGGUAUUUGGCAAGUGGUUACCAUUGAUGAUUGGUUACCCGUAUCACAAUCAAAUUCUCUUGUAUUCUCACGUAGUAGAAAAAAACAAUUAUAUGCACCACUCAUUGAGAAAGCAUUGGCAAAAAUGCAUGGAAGUUAUAUGACAUUAAAAUCGGGAAGAUGUGAUGAAGGAUUACAAACAUUAACUGGAGAACCGUGUGAAGUUCUCUUUCUUCGUUCAUCUGAUCCGGAAAAAAAGCCUGAUUUAAAUCAAAUAUGGGCAACGAUUUUGGAAUCUCGAACCAAAGGUUAUCUGAUGACAUGUCCAUGUUCAAAUAAACGAUUUUCUGAACAUAUAUUUAAUCGAAUGGGUUUGGAAUCUGAUCAUGCUUAUAGUAUUCUCGAUGCAAGACAGGUAAAUAGUCAACGUCUUGUAAGAUUAAGAAAUCCAUGGGGUGAGAAAGAAUGGAAAGGACCUUGGAAUGAUAAUUGGACAAGAUGGCCAAAAACAUUAAAACAAAAGUUAAUCACAUCAUCAUCUAAUGACGGCGUGUUUUGGAUGCCUUGGGAACAAAUGCCAUCAUUUUUUAGUAGUGUAACGAUAUGUAAAGUGAAUGCUAAUUGGCAUGAGGCUCGUAAACGUGGUCAAUUUAGUGAUUUUUCAUCAACGGUAACAUCGGUAUAUGGUUUAGAUGUACCAUAUGGAGCCGAAUUAGAAAUAGAAGUAUUUAAUGCUGGUGAUGGAAAUUAUUAUAAUCGUUUAAAAGAUCCAGAUGUUGAUUUAUUUUUAAUAUUACUCAAUUCAAAAGGAUAUUGUAAAGGUUAUAAACAUGAUGUUGAUUAUUAUAUAACUUUAUCGGCACAAGUUCCACCAGGAAGAUAUAUUAUAAUAGCUGGAAGUAUGUCUGUUGUUAAUUAUCUUGUAUAUCCCGCAUUUAAUUUGGUUGUACAUGGAAGUCAACCAUUUAUUGUACACGAUCAACCAUCAACCUAUGAAAUUAUAGCUGAUGCAUUUCAAGCUGUAGCAUUAAAAACAAAUAAUCGACAAGAUAUGGGUGGUGGAGUAUCAAUUUUAACAUUUGAUGAUAAUGGAAAUUUUGGUCUUGUCUGUGAGAAUAAGUCAACACGAACUGUUCGUUUGAGUAGUAAUUUUCAAGGAUCAAAAAAUGUUUUAUCAUCUCGUCAUGCAUUUCAAAUGACAGAUACAAUUCCACCUAGAACACAACAAGUGAUUGCCAUAUUUACAAGAAAAAUGUUUAGUAACGACGUUCAAAUAGCUUAUCAGGCUUCGGGAGAAUUGCUUGAUCCUGAACAAUAUUCUCGUCCAAGAAAUUCUCCAUCAAUACCUGCUCAAGCACUGGGUUUACAUGUUUUGAGACCAGUAUAUUGA
Molecule: messenger RNA, 2010 nt
Organism: Didymodactylos carnosus
Lineage: Eukaryota; Metazoa; Rotifera; Eurotatoria; Philodinida; Philodinidae
Source: the annotation of a GenBank genome assembly